This is a messenger RNA of Lycium ferocissimum, 657 nucleotides long. Its product is annotated as UDP-glycosyltransferase 89A2-like. Lineage: Eukaryota; Viridiplantae; Streptophyta; Magnoliopsida; Solanales; Solanaceae. The transcript has a single exon. The record is from RefSeq and is a predicted model, not a curated record. Bases 61 to 657 code for a protein of 198 amino acids.
UCAAACUCUACAUAACAUUUUUUAUUUUUAUUUUGCCUCAAAACAAAAAACUCAACAACCAUGUCAAGCUCUGAACAUGGUGUCCAUGUCCUAAUAUUUCCUUUUCCAGCACAAGGUCACAUACUACCACUUCUGGAUUUCUCCCAUCAACUUCUUCUUCAUGGUAUUAAAAUUACCAUUUUAGUCACACCUAAAAAUCUACCAAUUCUUGAUCCUCUUCUUUCUAUCCAUCCAUCUGUUAAAACUCUUGUUUUUUCAUUUCCUGGCCACCCAUCACUUCCCUUUGGUGUUGAAAAUGUUAAAGAUGUUGGAAACUCAGGCAAUGCUCCAAUCAUUGCUGGUCUUAGUAAGCUUUAUGGCCCAAUCUUAGAAUGGUUUAAGGCCCAACCCAAUCCUCCUGUGGCUAUUGUUUAUGAUUUCUUCUUGGGCUGGACUCAAGAUUUGGCCCAAGAACUUGGUGUGCCUGGAAUUGUUUUUUACACUUCUGGGGCAUUGUUGGUUUCUAUUAUGGGUGAUAUUUGGAGGAAUUUUGGGGCUUAUAAAGGUUUGGGCUUUGUUGAGUUUAAUGGGCUUCCUAAAAGUCCAAGAUUUGUGAGGGAACAUCUUCCUUCAGUGUUUCAGAAGUUCAAAGAAGGUGAUCCAACUUGGGAGCUCUAA